AUGACUUCUCUGGUCUUCCUAGCCUGUAUAUCAGCUGCUGGACUAGUCCUGAGCCUCCUGCUGCUGUCUGUCUACCUGACCAGUGUGUGCUGCUGCAGGAAGGAGGAGGAGGAGACCAAGAGGCCUGACUCCUGCUGUGUCUCCUGGACCGCUGUCAUCACUGGGCUCAUCCUAUGCUCUGCUGUUGGAGUGGGUUUCUAUGGUAACAGUCAGACCAAUGACGGGGUGUACCAGCUGACCUACUCCCUCCACAAUGCCAACCACACUCUGGGUGGCCUCAACAGCUUGGUCUCCAGUUCUCUGAGCAGUAUGGAGGUGGGUCUGCAGCAGCACCUGAAUCGUCUGGAUGAGAUCUUUGCUGCGCGGGGAGACUAUGUCCAGGCCUUGAGGUUCAUGGGUCAGAUGGCUGACAACAUCAUCAGACAGCUGACCGCCAUGCCGGACCUCAGCAAGGCCAAGGUGGACCUGUCGGCCAUCGCUGAUCAGACAGAUCACGUAGAAUACUACAGGUGGCUGACCUACCUGCUACUGCUGAUCCUAGACCUGUAA
Molecule: messenger RNA, 549 nt
Organism: Oncorhynchus keta (chum salmon)
Lineage: Eukaryota; Metazoa; Chordata; Actinopteri; Salmoniformes; Salmonidae
Product: protein tweety homolog 2-like
Exons: 5
Coding region: 1-549 (182 amino acids)
Cellular component (GO): plasma membrane
Molecular function (GO): volume-sensitive chloride channel activity; intracellularly calcium-gated chloride channel activity
Source: RefSeq, a predicted model, not a curated record